AUAAAAAACAACAAAAACGUGGAUUACUUGCACUGCUCGCAUGUAGUUAAUGAAGUAAAUGACAAAUUUACAAAUAAUAUAAUUAACGGUUUAACGGUAAACUUACAGUUAAUUGUAAAAGCAGCAGCUGUUGAAUUUUCCUCUUCGCGACACUGAAAUAUUUAUUACACAACAAAUAAAUCAAAUAAAGACAUGUCGACAAUGUGAAACAUUUUAAAAUUGGCACCGUGCAGUCUAUAAAUAAUUUGUAAACAAAUCGCCAAAGAGGAAAGACGCCAAAGCACUUCAAUAGCGUGCCAGGCAUUGACACUGACCCAUUGCUGAUUACCAAUACUUUUCUGCCGUCGGCAGACGCCAAUAAAUCAGCGCAUCGCAUAGCAAGCAGAUUCACGUGCAACAGCUGCCGCAGUAACAAUGGCGAAUCGACAAAUGGCACAACCGCCAGAGAAUCAUUUACGUCUCUCUUGGCACGAUACCCAGAUGAUAGCCACACUGAGUCCCCAGACCGUUAUGGACUACUUUUGCCGCAAAAGCAAUCCGUUCUAUGACCACAUGUGCAACAACGAGACCAUCCGCAUGCAACGUCUGGGAGUUGAGCAUUUGCACAACAUGUUGGGAUUGGAGUACAUCUUACUGCACGUCGCCGAACCGAUUCUCUAUGUGAUACGCAAGCAGCAUCGCCACAAUCCAGCAGAGGCAACCCCAAUUGCCGAUUACUACAUCAUUGGAGGCACCAUAUACAAAGCACCCGAUCUGGCGAAUGUGAUAAACGCACGCGUCCUCAACACCGUUGUUAAUUUGCAGUCUGCAUUCGAGGAAGCCAGCAGCUAUGCGCGCUAUCAUCCCAACAAAGGAUACACUUGGGAUUUUUCAUCCAACAAAAUUUUGUCAGACAAGUCCAAGGCGGACAAGAAGGAUUCGAGUGCCACCAAGGAUGACAGCAGUGGCACGCUGUUUCAGAAGCAACGCGUAGACAUGUUACUUGCGGAGCUGUUGCGUAAAUUUCCACCGCCAAUACCGCCAAUGCUACAGAAUUUGCAGCCGGCUGGACAGCUGCCAAAUGCAGCGGGUGCGGAUGGAGGCACUGCGACCAAUUCAACCGAGAAUCAUGCAAAUGGACCAUUGGAUAUCGCUACAGAAAGCAUAGAUAUGAAACCGCCGCCAGAAAAGAAAUCCAAAUGAAAAACUACAUUGCAGUUAAAUCGUAUAUUUGAUAUAAACUGUAUAUAAGUAUUAAAGUAAACACAACUUAA
This is a messenger RNA of Drosophila grimshawi, 1253 nucleotides long. RefSeq names its product mediator of RNA polymerase II transcription subunit 6 (gene MED6). NCBI's taxonomy places the organism in Eukaryota, Metazoa, Arthropoda, Insecta, Diptera, Drosophilidae. Gene Ontology annotation, cellular component: core mediator complex; mediator complex. The record is from RefSeq and is a predicted model, not a curated record. Bases 415 to 1182 code for a protein of 255 amino acids. Gene Ontology annotation, molecular function: transcription coactivator activity. Gene Ontology annotation, biological process: regulation of transcription by RNA polymerase II. The transcript is spliced from 4 exons.